GCGUGUCUCCGCGUGUCUGCGCGUGUGUGUCCAUGCGUGUGAGUGAAAUGAGGUGGAGUCCUACGCCUGGGUGUUUCCUUCCAAGUGAUUUUGAUCAGCAAUCAUGGGGAAAAAAAAAAUUCUGGCUAAAAGGAUGAAAACUGAGUAAGUACACAGAACUUUGAACUUGAAGCAGAAUGCGACCAAAGGCAAGCAAAACCCUGACAGUAACCCCUCCACACUCAAACUGCUAUUCCCUUCUUGUGUUAAAGGCCGCGGAUGCUGACAGCAAAGUGGCAAUUGAAAACUGAACGAAGGGAAGCAGUUCAGAAACCGCUGAGAGCAGGGCGGCUUUCAAACCGGAGGGAAAAUGAGAAACUGCUAGGGCAACCUGGCCUGCGCCCAGCGGUGCAACAGGCACUUCGCGUUCCCUCUGCUGCGUCUUCGGGGCUCUUUUCAGACUCGGGUCCGCUUUACUGCGCUUUCUCUUUGCCCCAAAGCUGAGACAAGCUGAACUCCUAAGUUUAUGUCUGUUGUGGAAAUAAGAUAUUACCGGAAGAAACUCUUGCCAGCCCGGGAUGCAUUCGGAUGAUUUCUUACGACUCUCAUUAUUUUGACAUCUUAAAAAAAAAGAAUAAGCAAGUCGGUCACUUUUUACUGUUCUUCACGAAAGGGCUCUAAACACCUCGGACCGCUGGGACCUGUGUGAGUCUUUGGCAUGAACCUUCGGAAUGUUCUCAAGGGGAGUUGGGGCGAACUUGAUUGGAGUUGUGCAAAAAGAAGACCGAAGUGUACUUUUUUCAUGCUGACAGCGUGGCCAGGGGCCAAGUGAAGGUGAACUGGUCAUGGUCUGUCGACCAGGGUUCCUUUGUCGCCGGCGAUUUUGCCCCCGACCUUUCCUGGUGGGUUUGGUGGUGGCAAUCUGUCUCUUUUACCAGACCCUGACACUCCGAGGGGCUAAGAAGCUUGCAGCCGAGGUUCCUAGGUCUGGUCCCCGCAUACCCUCACAAACCCAGGCUAGCAGAUGCGAGCAAGACUAUCCACGGGACAAACGGUGCUUCCAUCUCUCGGCGAAUGCCCAGGAAAUCAGGAAGAUUGAAGAGUCGAUAGAAACAUACUUUGGCCAUCACAGCAGAAGGGCCAUCCUCUUCAGGCCUCCUUCGUACAGUGGAGCCGAGCUUCAGACCCUCCAGUACCUCCUCCAUCAGCAUGGCUACAGUGUUGUCACUGUUGAAGAAAGACUUGGUGCUGGCCUAGGUCUGGAGCUGCUGGACCAAGGUGAUCUGAACUCCUGGGAUGUGGUCAUUUGCCUGCCUUCCAGAGAAGCCGGUGGGAAGCCCUGCAUACCCAGGGAGCACAUGUGUCGACUAAGUCUACAUCAAAAGAUAAAUGUAUUACCAGAAAUACAGCCUCAGCUUUGCAGAAAAGAAGGCCUGUGUCAAAUGAUCAGAAGAUUUCCAGAACUGCGGCUUCCAGUGAGUCCCUCUGUGUGCCUGGAUCAGGGGACACAGUCACAGCUGAGUGCCUCCAGUCACCUCUCAAACGGAGCCAAGCCACAUAUAUGGAAACCAUGGGACUGGCAACGCGAACAGCUGAAUCACACCGCAGUCCUUGCUCCACGUGAAGCAAUCUUCAGAGCAGAAGAGCUAUCUGUGAUUCUUAAAGCCUAUGUGUUGGUGACCUCCUUAAGGCCCUUGCGUGCGUUCAUUCAUUCGACGGGCACAGUGUGGAGCCCACCAAAGAAGAAACGCUUCACUGUCAAGUUGCAAAUGUUUUUUGAGACAUUCCUAAGGACAAGUUCACCUCUGCAGGCAUUGGAUAGCAUGAAAGAAGCAAUUAGCAAGCUCUUAUUGGUGGCCGAGGUGUUCAGUGAUGCAUCUACUCUGCGACCAAAGACCAUCCAUAGAUGUAGACAGUGUUUUCAGCUUUUAACUUUUGAUAUUGGUUAUGGAGAUGUUGGAUAUCCUAUAGUGCUCCAGGUACAUGAGCACUUAAAAUUUCAAGAUGAUGAGAAUUUCAAUUUGAAGGACCAAAAUACAGAAAAAAUCCUUUUGGAGGAUACUUUCAAUUUCCUCUUCUCCAAUACAUCUUCACUUCCCUUAUUUUCUGAGCUAUUGCAGAGGUUUCAUAGAGCCGGUGCGUUUGAGGAUGGAAACUAUCAAAAGGAGCUCAAUCAGUGCCUGUCCUUAGAGGAAAUCCACUCAAUUAGGACUUUUAUAAAGGAACUUGGGAGUCUGGGAGAAUUCCAACUGCUCUUCCCAUCCACUGCUCCUGGGAUUCAGUCUGUGAUGCGUGAAUUUUAUGAUAUGGCAACUCCUGGCUCAGUACUGCCCCAAUACUGGUCUCUUUUAAAUGUAUUUGAACAAUUUUGGCCCACGAAUAAAAAGGAACAGCUACAUCCACUGGAAUGGAAUUCUUCAACAAGAAAUGAGGCCAUUGAGAAACCACAAAAGUCAUUGGAAGCAAUCAACAGUCAAAAAGAGGAAGACACACUUUGCCGUAUCAAGAAGAUCUUCACCCAUCCCCGUUUGGAACUGAGUCCCGAGUUUAAUCCAAAGAUCAAAGAUUAUUAUUGUGAAGUGCCAUUUGAUGUGCUAACAGUGAGGAUCGGAGCAGAGCCUUCUAAGUGUCAGUGCAAGGUGCAUCUGCAAGAGCGGGCUGGACCGAGCUUUGCCAAUUAUCCUCUGGGAUUAGGGAUGAACCGAAUCUCCAUGCUCGUGGUGGAUGAAUCUCUAGCAGAGGGUGACAUGGUAACCACGUAUAAACUCACCAUUUAUAGAGAAGAUCGUCCAAGUCUGCCCUUCUUUGAGGACUUCACAGCGUGCGGUUUUGCACAAGACUGUGGCUUAUUGGUUAACCCAGAAGAAGCCUGUGGGUUGCAGCCUAUUUCUUUGGACUACAUUGAAGCCAUUUCGCAGCCUACAAUAGAGAGUUGCCUAUCUGGGGACGUGAAAGGCCAGUGGAUUGUGCCUUGCCUCAGUUGCUCAGACAACAGGACCUGUGACUGGAGAGAAAUAACUUGGCAGCCACACAACUGCCAACAUGACAUCCUCACCAAGCCAGAGCUUCAGCAGUGCCUGCGAGGGAGGAAGAUUCUUUUCAUUGGCGAUUCCACCAACAGAGGAAUGAUGUACUAUCUUAUUGAGAGACUGAACGAAACCCUGCAAGAGUGGCAGAAGGUGCAUGGCACUAAACUGUAUCCCGGUGUCAAUGGGGGGAAGACUUUGAUCAGCUACUCCUACUACCCCCAGUUCUGGAUAAACCCUUCACUGAGACCAACAUUUGAGAAAGCGCUUGAGCAUCUCUUGCAAAGAUCACAUCCCCUAGAGAAUACUGACCGGACAGUAUUGGUUGUUGGUGGUGUUCAGUGGCUCAAUUCCAAUCACCUGCAAAUCAUUCACAAGGUUUUAAAGAGGGAAAACUUGCUCAAUAUCCUAGUGGUCAUCAAAACUCUGGGGAUUGGAUUUCAUCUGCCAGUGGACGGGGUGCAUUUCCUAACCCAGAGUGAAGUACGAAACUUAUAUAAAGAAAAUCAGAACAUUCUGGAAGCUGCCAAAAACUAUGGCUAUGAAGUAGUAGACACGUUCACUAUCACGAUGGGACGACACAAGGAAUUCCUGCAGGGCAAUUGUGGAUGCCAUUUCCAUGAGGUGGUUAAAUCGAAGUUAUCCAGAGAGCACCACGUUCUCAAGAUGAAAAGAUCCAAGAACCAUACUGUGGAAAAAUACUUCAGCAGUCAAAACAAACGGCACCAACAAAAUUCUGUCCCAAAUGUUCACUCACCAUAUCAUGUCAGAGGGCCAAUAAAUCAGGUUUGUUCUGAGAUCCUGUUCAGCAGGAUGUGUGCGAGUCGGCGGUCUGCGCAGGCUCCCUGAAGAAGAGGUGAAUUCAGAAUUAGAGAUAAGCCAUUCACCAGGACAAUGGUCUGAGAACCGAAUGUGCCUCACUCAUGCUUUGCAAUGACUGCACACUCACCAGUGCAAGCAUGCACACCAAAGUACACGGCUUACAAAAAAGUAAUGACACCUUUUUCUUAGAACAGAACACACUCAAAAGUGACCUUGAGCAUCCAACGUUGGUUUCAGACCCAAGGACAGAACUAUAAGGAGAUCACUUGAAAGGUGAUCACAAACUAGGACCACAUGGACCAGAUAUUGUAGUGCAAUGAUAAUCAGGACAAUGGAAAUGCAACGAUAUGGGCAGAGGGGUAAUGCCAUUCCUGCGCUAUCUGCUCCAUAGGUACACUAACGUGGGAAGAAGCAAUACAUUCCACAUGGAGGGAUAUAAUGUUUCAGCUCUUUACCAGGAGAGAGCGGGCUAUUUGUGGUGGUUUGGGCUUUGAGGAUCUAACCCUUAUGAAAAACAUUUCUUGUGAUACUUUUAAGUUCAUAAUGGAAGGGCAAGAACAGGAGAGAUACUCUGCAGGGGGAGUCAAAGGGAUUCUCUGCCUGUGAUAAGAAGUGAUAUUGUAUUGAACUCUGUGCUCUUGUGAGUUCCACAAACAUCCCUCUACGCCAGACUGUGAGCCUUGAUGGGGAGCACAGUCUAAGUUGCUGAUAGACAUAAUUUUGAAGUAUGGAACAAAAUAAAGUCCCCAUUGGUUACUUUGUUACUUUUGUGGAUACUCUCUCUGAAGAAGCUUUCCCUUGUCCCUUUAGAUGUAUCUCAUCCAAGACAGCGGUUACAUUUUAGAUAUUUUUGCAAAGGACUGCAGAUUCUCAAAUGUAUAAGAAUUUUCUAUGUACCCACAAAUAGUACUAUGUGACUAGUAUCUGUAUUUUUAUUUGAACAAAUGUGUUUAAUUUAAAUUAAAGUAGCCUUACAAGAAUUUUUAUGAAAAUUGUGGCAUAAGUAGGGAACACACCUAUUUCUAGCCUUGAAAACUUUCACUUCUGUCUUUUUAGGUACAAAAAGGGAAAUUGCCUUAAUAUACAAUUGUUUUUACGGGAUAACAUCUUACUGCUAACUAUGGUGGGUUUUAAAGAAUGAGUUGAGCCUGAGAAGAAGAAGCUGAGAGGCCUAACUCAGUAUGUAGCUAAGAUUACUCAAUGUACAAAUACCUCAAAUUCAUUGCCAUAAGAAAUGAAACUAUUUUGUUCUCUUGACCCGAGUUAUCUCGAAUGCAUAUCCACCUCCUUCAAAUACUCUAUUUUUAUAUCUAUUUUUAUAAGAACAUAAACAUGGAUUUCUAUUUAACUGUAUUAAAUUAUAUUUAAAUAUGCAUAUCACUUUGAUAAAAACAACAUAUGCAUUUAGAAAUAGUUUUUUUGAACAUCGGUACCAAAUUAACUUAAAAAUUACAUAUUUUCCAUACAUACAUCUAUAUACAAACAUGGUUUUUAGAUUUCCAGUUACUUUUUGAUGUUAUGAAAUGCAUCAAAUUUUAAUGCAUUGCAUAUUCCACGACAGUAUUACAGUUAAUGCUAGCCUUUUGUAACUCACUAGCCAUGUCACUGUAAAAACUCUCUGACUUGAGUUAGCCUGGCAUUUUCUUCUUCACCACUGAAAUAAUACUAGACCUUAGAAACAAUUGUAAUGUAUUUUCAAUAAAUGUCAAACUGGUAAUAAUCUGUGUUCAGAGAGUAUUUUAUACU
Messenger RNA from Alexandromys fortis (reed vole), 5573 nucleotides. It is a transcript of the gene Cped1, whose product is annotated as cadherin like and PC-esterase domain containing 1. The record is from RefSeq and is a predicted model, not a curated record. The transcript has 21 exons. Lineage: Eukaryota; Metazoa; Chordata; Mammalia; Rodentia; Cricetidae. The coding region runs from base 825 to 3854 and encodes 1009 amino acids.